GCAGUGCGUCUGGGGGCCGCUGCAGCGCGGCUGCUGUCGGACGGGAUGCUUGGGCGCUUGCACACAGUUGGCUGUGGUGUGAUCGACCUGUGCCGCCUCCCACCGCAGUUCUGCCUCCGCCACGUCGCACGGCAGUCGUCUGCAGCGGUACCAGCACCAUGAUCGGCUACUUGAGCGGGACGUGCGAGGCGGCGUGGUGGUGGUGGUCGUGGUCUUGCCAGCUGGUGGGCGCCGCCGCGCUGCUGGGGCUGGCCGCCUGGCUGCUCUCCAUCGCCCUCGACCUCCUCCACCCCCUGCGGCUGGUCGACCGCCUGCACCAGCGGGUCGUCCUCAUCACGGGCUGUGACUCCGGGUUCGGUGCGGCCCUGGCUCGGCGGCUGGACGCGCUGGGCGUUCCCGUGGUGGCGGGCUGCCUCUUCCCGGAGGGCCCCGGAGCCAAGCAGCUGGUCCAGGAGUGCUCCUCCAGGCUGCGCGUCCUACCGCUGGACGUGACCUCGGAGCAGCAGGUGCGCGACGCCGUCUCCAGCAUCCGCGACAGCCUGGACGGACGGGAGCUGUGGGCGCUGGUGAACAACGCCGGGGUGUCGGACGUGGGGGAGGCGGAGCUGGCGCCCCUGGAGGCGUUCGAGCGCACCCUGGCCGUCAACACAGUGGCUGUGGUGCGCGUCACGCAGGCCUGUCUGCCACUCAUCCGGCAGGCCAAGGGCCGCAUCGUCACCGUCGCCAGUCCCCUGGGCAGAACAGCAAUGCCGAUAAUGUCCCCGUACUGCAUGUCCAAGAGUGCCGUCAUAUCGUACUGCGACGCACUGCGUGUCGAGAUGAAGAAGUGGGGCGUCUCCGUCUGCACGGUGGAGCCGUCCAGCUACAUGACUGGUCUGAACAAUCCCGAUCAUUUCAAGGCAACAAUUUCGAAGAAUUUUCAGACGUGCCCACUCAGUGUGAGAGAGGCUUACGGACUUGAUUACGAUGACAAGUGCUCGGAAAGAAUGUCUUUGCUGACGUUCCUCGCAAAGAGGAAUCCCAGUAUCGACAACGUGAUCCACGAGCUCGUCGAAGCCUGCAUCGGAAGAUACUCCAAGGUGCGGCGGAUUCCUGGCCUGUGGGAGAGAGUGGUUUACGUGAUGCUGCCACAGCUACCUUAUUUCGGGACGGACAUCAUUAACUACCUGCUUUUACAGUGGAGAAUGGCUGUACCGCCUACUGCAAAAAGCUCAGAGGAGCAGAACGAAAUGCACUAAAAUUUCUGAGAAAAAACCUCUUCCCUUUCCUCCAUCUCUUACCGCUUUUUUCCAUUAAACUGAAGAGCCAAAAACACUCUUACACCUGCCUAAUAUCGUAUAGGAUGCAGAAGUGCCGCAACACGACAUGGCGUGGACUCGACUAAUGUCUGAAUUACUGCUGGAGGGAACUGACACCAAGAAUCCUUCAGGUCUGGCCAUAAAUCCCUAAGAGUAUGAGGGGGUGGAGGUCUCUUCUGAACAGCACACUCCAAGGCAUCCCAGAUACGCUCAAUAAUGCUCAUGUCUGAGGCGUCUGGUGGCCAGCGGAAAUGUUUAAGCUCAGAAGAGUGUUCCUGGAGCCACUCAGUAGCGAUUCUGUACGUGUGGGGUGUCGCAUUGUCCUGCUGGAAUUGCCCAAGUUCGGCGGAAUGCACAUUGGACAUGAACGGAUGCAGGUGAUCAGACAGGAUUUUUACGUACACGUCACAUGUCAGAUUCGUAUCUAGACGUAUCAGGGGCCCUAUAUCACUCCAACUACAUAAUCCUCAGAGCAUUGCAGAGCCUCCACCAGCUUGAACAGUCCCCUGCUGACAUGCAGGGUCCAUGAAUUCAUAAGGUUGUCUCCAUACCCGUACACGCCCAUCCCCUCGAUACAGUUUUACAAUUUGAAACGGGACUCUUCCCACCAGGCAACAUGUUUCCAGUGAGCAACAGUACAAUGUCGCUGUUGACGGGGAAUUGUUCGCACGCUACACUUAUUGAUGGCCCAACACUGAAAUCUGCAGCAGUUUGCGAAAGAGUUGCACUUCUGUCACAUUGAAUGAUUUUCUUCAGUCGUCGUUGGUCCCGUUCUUGCAGAAUCUAUUCCCGGCCCCAGUGAAAUCGGAGAUUUGAUGUUUUAGCGGAUUCCUGAUAUUCACGGUACGCCCGUGAAAUGGUCGUACGGGGAAGUGCGUACCUCAUCGCUACCUCGGAAAAAUUGUGUCCCAACGCUCAUGCGCCGACUAUAACACCACUUCCAAACUCACAUACAUCUUGAUUACCUACGAUUGUAGCAGCAGUAAUAACUGAGCCAGGCACUUGUUGUCUGAUAUAGGCGUUGCUGUCCGCCCCUAUAGCUAAGUGAUCAGCGUGACGGAUUGCCGUCCUACGGCCCCGGGUUCGAUUCCCGGCUGAGUCGGGGAUUUUCUCCGGUCAGGGACUGUGUGUUGUGUUGCCUUAAUCAUCGUUUCAUCCCCAUCCGGCGAGAGGUCACUCUAUGUGGAGUCGAAUGUAAUAAGUCCUGCACCAAGGCGGCCGGACCUGCCCCGUAAGGGGCAAACGCUCAUUUUCCAUAGGCGUUGCCGAACGCAGCCCCGUACUCUGCCUGUUUACAUAUCCCUUUAUUUGAGUUCGCAUGCAAAUACCAAAUUCUUUGGCGCUUCAGUGUAUUUCCUCCGGGACAAACGCUGCCUGCUCUGUAGACGGCAACAAUAUACGCGACUGUAGUCUCAGUGACACAUUUACGCGGGACGAAAAUGUGGAUAAUGUGAAUACCGUGGAUAACUGCCGCUUGGAGCAUAGAUUUUACACACACAGAGGAUGAGAAGCCUACAUUUGUCACUUCAAGUAACGUAUGAUUAGUUAAAAAUAUGUUUAAUCUCUUUUCACUUGCACGAUUUGUGAGUAGUGACCAGCGGGGUUGACACCUACAUUAAUCAAAGAAACAGAGACAUUAGCUUAGUUUUUCAGAUAGCUCUAUGGUAUUUUUUGUGUCAGAAGAGCGGAUCAUAAGAGACAAAUUCGGCAAUUUUAAUUCUUUUUAAAUAUUACAUUGGAUAUAGUGAUUUCUGUGCUGUUGCGGCCGUUAGAAUAGCGCACCGGCAAGAUGCUAAUCCGUAAAUUUUUUCGCAGAAGAGUCCUUUCACUGAAUUUGUACCUGCUAUGGUGCAAAUGGAGUACCACGUUUCAACUUGCUUAACUAAGUGCUAGUGACAGUUGUAUUUUUUAAAAUACGAUUUUCCUUAGCUUAAGCAGUCACAAUUAAUCUACACCAUUUGACAACAGAUUUUAUACAGUUCGCUCUAAAUUUUUCGAAAGACCACGACCAAAUUCAAUGAACCUUUCCACUCUUAGGAUAAUAUGUUGUGAGCCUGAUCAUAGAGCAUUCUAAGGUUCCUAUAUUGGGGGGAGGAGGAAGGGAGGGGGGAGGAGGAGAGUAGCAGCGUUCAAGAUUCAAUCUAGAAGUUCAUCUCGCUUAUCAGCCUUUUUUGCUAUAUUUUAUUGUCUUCAUCAAAGCCCAGUUACAAAACAGCAAAUGUGUUGGAUGAAUGAUAUCUCAUACGUAUGGUAGAAUGAGAAGGACCUGCAAGUCCGUUGCAUUAUUUAUAGCUUAUGAAUAGUAUUUUCCCAUGAAUGGAAGAAAUUAUGACGUGUCUUUCCUCGCUCCAAAAGAACAUGACCAUUAACGACAAAUACGGUUUUGCACUGCCUGAACUGCGUUGCAGUUCCAAAGGAACAGGCAUUGUGGCUACUACAUCCGUCGUGAAAUAAAUGAAACGUAUUCGCAGUUACGAAUAUGGACUACCAUCAGCUGCAGAAUGGAAUACCGACAGUGAAUAUUUCUCCCAGACCGGUACUCGAACCCAGACUUCGUGGUUGUCGCAAGAGGUCGCCUUACUAUUUGACUACCAGAACACGACUCAUAGCCAGGCCCAAACUUCCACAUGCCAUAAACCAUGUGUCCGUAGCCUGUAUUCGUACAUUCAUUAUGUAUACUCCUGUGCAGAGCAGAUAUUUUCUUGGAAAGUUGCUUGCCUGGUGUCGGCGGAUAAAUACGACUGUGCAGUGCCUGUGUUUUUCCCGUAUUACGAUGCAUGCAAGUUCGAAGGAACAUUGAAUCGUAAUUCGGAAUAACAAAGACAGUGCAAUAUCGUAUUCAUCCGAUGACACUGGGCAAGCGACUUUCAAGUUCCUUUCAUACUCGCUUGGAGCGUAGAUUUUAGACACACACAGGACGAGGAGCCUACAUUUGUCACUUCAAGUAACGUUUGAUUAAUUAAUAAUAUGUUUAAUCACUUUCGACUUACACGAUUUGUGACUAUACGAUUGUCAAAAAUGUUAUUUAAUUUAUGUUUCUGCUUCAGUUUAGAUGUGUAACUUCUCUUCCAAUGUUGUUCACUAAGAUUGUAACUUCUUUGGUGACAAUACUCAGUAAAUGUCUGAUGAUGAACUUGUAACUGGAAAAACAGUAAAAUGUUGAGCAGUAACAAAAUUUACAUAGUUCAGUAAAAAGUAAAAAAAUGAACAGUAAAUAAAUAAAAAAAUUACUUGUUACAUUCCAUUACCACCAAAGUGUCAAAGUUGGUAUUUACUGCACGUUUCUGCUUCAAUGUAUAUGUAUAACUUCUCUUCCAAUUCUAUGGCACUAUUUCUCAGUCUGGCAAAAGAUAUUUUUUCGCACGUAAAGGAACCUUAGGAAAAGGAAACUAGUGUGUUUGUUGUUUUUAAUCUUUUGUUGUGAACUUCUUACUUUUAGUACAGAAAAAUAUUGCAAACUGGACUCUUGUUAAGUAAAAUAUAGUGAGUAGCACAUAUCGCUUAUAAAUUGUUUCAUAAAAUCUGUUAUAGUAAUGGUAACGUAAUCCAGCAGCACAUUAAAUCUCAGUUGUAUCAAAACAAGUUAUACGCCGUGAAUAGUCACUCACAAUUUUAAAUAAUCGUCGUACAGUGAUUACAGCGAAUAACCUGUUAUUGCACUUUUGCUUUACGAAAAUGCAACAGCAACCAUCUCAGAAUAACAACUACCUCGGCAUCCGACCGCAACUGAACAGUAAAUAAAUAAAAAAAUUAGUAAAAAGUUGAACAGUAAAUGAACAAAAAAAACUACUUUUUAUGUUGCGUUUCAACCACAUUGCCAAAGAUGUUAUUUACUGUACUUUUCUGCUUCAAUAUAGAUGUGUAAGUUCUCUUCCAAUGUUGUUCAUAAAGAUUGUAACUUCUUUGGUGACAAUACUCAGUAAAUGUGAGCCGAAAACUGAUUAACACAAUGAAACUAAUACUGUGGAA
Schistocerca gregaria is the source of this 5267-nucleotide messenger RNA. Its product is annotated as short-chain dehydrogenase/reductase family 9C member 7-like. The coding region runs from base 159 to 1238 and encodes 359 amino acids. Gene Ontology annotation, molecular function: oxidoreductase activity. NCBI's taxonomy places the organism in Eukaryota, Metazoa, Arthropoda, Insecta, Orthoptera, Acrididae. The record is from RefSeq and is a predicted model, not a curated record. The transcript is spliced from 8 exons.